Aricia agestis (brown argus) is the source of this 949-nucleotide messenger RNA. RefSeq lists its product as uncharacterized. The transcript has 8 exons. The coding region runs from base 209 to 949 and encodes 246 amino acids. NCBI's taxonomy places the organism in Eukaryota, Metazoa, Arthropoda, Insecta, Lepidoptera, Lycaenidae. The record is from RefSeq and is a predicted model, not a curated record.
CGUUACAAGCUUAUAAAUAAAAUAAAUCGUAGUAUAUAAUACCGCGCACCGAAGAAAGAAAUCAGUCGCUCGGAAGAGCUCUUCGAGGUUAGACCUUUGUCAAAUUUUGCGUCUGCAGUUGUCUCUUUCUUUCAUAUCGGUCUGUCGCUCUCACGCGCAUAUACAGUGUUGGUAUAGUGCGGCACACGGAAUUUGAUACUUUCACGUAAUGGGUCGAAACAAGUCAGCUUAUCAGUGCAUAAAAAAAAGGAAACGUAAAAACAAUGACGCUUUACGUAAAGCAACACAGGCAAGACUAGCACUAUUAGCAGCCAGAAAAUACGAAUCAGAGAAGAAACCUGAAGAGGAACAUGAGUUAGCAUUAGCACCUGCUACCACAUCGGACUGUAUACACACAAAAUAUUCUAUUUCUGAUGACAAUAUGUCUUUUGAAUCUAAUUUACAGGAACAUGAGUUAGCGUUAGCACCUCCUACAACAUCGGACUUUACACAUACCGAAAAUUCGAUUUCUGAUGGCAAUAUAUCACUGCAAUCGAAUGUACAGGACGAAGAUUCUGAUUCAUCUAUUUUAGUUGAAACAGGAAAUGCAUCUAGUUUAAAAGAAAUUGUAGACGUAAUAGACACUAUUGUUGGAAACAGAAUAAUUAACUUCCGAUAUUUUUGGAAACAAAUAAUGACAAUAGCUGAACAUGGCGAGAAAUUCAACUGUAAACUAAACUAUCUUAAAAUAGUCAAAGAAAAACAAAUAGAAGUGCGGAGAAGGAGGUCAGUGUGCGCGGAAAGUGGGUCAGGGCGGAUGCAUCGCGCUCGGCGGCGCUCGGGCGGGCUCGGGCGCGCUCGGGGGCGCAUGCGCGCUCGCGCAUCGAUCGCCGCCCACGCGGCGCAGCGCGGAGUGCUGUGCGAGUUGCGAGCGAGUCCCGGGCUGUGCCCCUCGAAGAUGGCGGCGUGA